Messenger RNA from Lactuca saligna, 1262 nucleotides. The record is from the annotation of a GenBank genome assembly. Lineage: Eukaryota; Viridiplantae; Streptophyta; Magnoliopsida; Asterales; Asteraceae.
CGGACUGAGACAAUGGAUGCUUACACAAAAAAGCCGAUAACACUACAGCAACUACUACAUCAAUGGGACAUCAAUUUCUGUGAAAAAUAGAAGGCCUUUGACUGCUGCCUCGUUUAUCCAAUUCUACUGAUCCAUCGUCAACUCAAAACCCCAAGGAAGCCGCCAUCUUUUGAGUUAAUCAACCACAAUUUGGACAAGCUUCUUGCGACUUCUAAAACAUGGAAAGUAGUAGCGGAGGCGUAAUUGUAUCAAAAGGGAUGCAGAAUCCAUUUACUUUGAAGGUGGGUAAAGUAUUCACUGGAUUUGGCGUCGGUUGUGGUGCUGGUAUCGGCGUUGGCAGGCCUAUAAAUCUAGGUAAUUUCUCUUCAUCUAUGUUGUUCAAUAACACGAUGAAAUUUGGGGGAAUUUUUAAACCUAAAGAGGGGGAAAACCAUGAUCCUAGUGCAAUACCAGUAUUAAAUGAAGUAAUGGGUGCUGCUAGAGGAGCAACAGAUGUUUUUUCAGGUGUUGGAAGGCAUGCCAACAACUCUUUGAAUAAGGUAGGAGCAAAAAACGUUAAAGUAGGCAUUGGGUGUGGAGUUGGUUUUGGCCAUGGUUUUGGAGUUGGUCUUGGUAUAAAGCCUUGGGUGUUACAGCAAAUACAAACAAGCCUUGUACAAACAGCUACAAAGUUGAUGAUGAAAUUUGGAAUGACACCCAACUUAUCAAGUGUUACUGGAGGCAUGUUUCCCCAAUCAUUACAAUUACAAAGUGAGAAGGUUAUCAACAACUUCUUGAAAAAUCCUCUUCUAGAAGGUGAAGCGAAGAAUCAGGUGGGUCCCUUGCAUUCUAAGGAGGAGGUCAUUGAAUUGGUUUUAAAACAACAACUUGCUCUUGAGAAACUUAAGGAAGAAAAUGAGAAGCUUCGGGAAAUAUUAGUGGAAGACUUGAAAGUUUCACCUGAUAAGUUUAAAGUCAAAGUCAAUGGGUAUUAUUCAGGUACAAAUACGUAUACAUGUAAUGAUUGUUUGGAGUGUCGAAGGAGACAAAGAAGAGAUAGGAGAAAGGUUGAUGGGUCAAUCCGUGAAACUACUUGCGAACACAAACACAGGAAUUUGUUUGGGGAAGAAAUUGGAAUUGUAGCCAUGUCUUUUUUUCAUUAACGUUUUUUAUUUUUUAUUUGUAUCUUGGAUUUGGAUGUGUUUGCAUGAAGGUUUUUAUUUUUUAUUAGGAUGUGUUCGUUUGUGUUUGCACAAAUAUUUUUAACAUUAUUUGGAUGUGUG